Messenger RNA from Durusdinium trenchii, 1979 nucleotides. The record is from the annotation of a GenBank genome assembly. Lineage: Eukaryota; Dinophyceae; Suessiales; Symbiodiniaceae.
CGGGCUUUUCCCUUGAGCGGUUUGAUUUUUCUCCUGCAACAUGAUGGAGCAGUGAGAUGUGAGAUGUCGUCCAGUGGCGCCGUUUCGCGCCCGGGGGAGUGGCCGGGGCCGGGGGUAGACUUGUGGUACUGACCAAUGUAUGUACUUUGACCACUCACGCGCAGUGAAGGUUUGUGUGCCUCGAGGGAUCCAAGGGUCUUCUUCAUGUGCCGCACUGAGGCUAAUGAGCUAAGCUCGUUCACCUUUCAAUGCCCGGAUGAGGUGGUGCAGCGCUUGGCGCGGCUCUACGGCGAUGAGCGUCACUCGGACGUCACCUUCCUGGUGCAAAGCAACCAGGACACGGCUCCGCAACGCUUCGUGGCCCAUCGAAGCAUCAUCGCCAUGUGGUCCGAGCCCUUGGGAUCGAUGCUCUGUGGCCCCUUCGCCGAAGGCAGCGCCAAGGAGGUGAAGCUCUUGGAUGUGGAGCCCGCCGCCUUCGAGGUUCUUCUGAAGUUGAUCUACACCGGCGUGGUGGACAUCAGCCCGGAGACGGUGCUGUCCAUUCUGGACGUCGCCGUCCGCUUUGACGUGGCGGCGCUGAUGCAGUUCAGCGUGCAAUUCUUGCAGAAUCAUGCAACCUCCGAGCAUGCCUGCCGCAUGUUGGAGAUUGGUGUGCAGUAUCACCUUGGGAAGUUGGUGGACAAGUGCAUCGAGCUCAUCGUCACAGACGACCAUAUCUUGGAGUCUGAGGACUUCAACAACCUCUCCCAGAGCGCGAUGAUCGAACUGGCCAAACAUGAUGCAUGGAACUUGCACGAGGACAACAUCUUCGACAUCUUCAUGCGCUGGUCGGACGCCAACUCCGGGAGCGCGGAUGAGAAACGGCGAUUGGCCAUGCCCUUCUUGGAGCAGUUGCGCUUCCCUCACAUGUCCACGGAGAAGCUCAAGAAGCUGAGUACCACUGGAGAUGUCCCUUCUGAACUUCUCUUCGAGGCCUUGUUCUGCAAGCUCAGCUCUGAGGUGGAGGAUGAGAGCGUUUGCUCACCUUCCGCGGCGCGGCGCCGGCAGCGCGUGGGUUCGUUGCUCUUCUCCUGGGUCCCCACCUCCCGCGUCACCGUGAGCGGCGAGCUCCGCGAGAACGCGCGGCACACCUCCUCGAGUGGCUUCACGGGAGUCCGUGGGGACCGGCGGAUGAGGCAUGGCCGAUUUGCAUGGACCAUCGACAUCACCGAGACGCAAAGCUCUUGGAUUUUCGUGGGUGUGGUCCAGGCGGAAGACCUCAACGACGUGGCCUGGCGCGCCUCUGGUCACAUGCUGUACUGCUUGGACAGUCGGUUUUUCCACCAGGGCUCAGGUCAGAACCACCCCUUGGGGGAUCGGAGAAUGGUUUCGGGGGAUUGCAUCCAUGUGGUAUUGGACUGCACCCGGCACACCUUGGCCUUUGGGGUCAACGACGAGCAGCCUAUCAUCCUCUUCAGGGACUUGGAGGCAACGUGGUACGUCCCGGCAGUGGAUUUGAGAGAUUGUGGCGACAAGGUUCGAAUCCUAAGCUCUCGAAUGACCACCUUCUGCGCAGCUAGAUCCCCGUCCUCGUCGCAGGCUGCGAUCAGUGGACCUCCUGAGGAGGCACCGUGGUCAGGCCCCAGCGAUGAGUCCAGGCCAGAGCUCGAAGACCGCCGUGGCCAGAUCUCAGAUUCGAGCCGUGCGGCUCGAUGGCAAUCCGACCUCCCGCGCCGUCACACAGUGCAAAGCCCGCUGGAGACGGUGCCAGCUUUUGCCACUCGUUUGUCACAGCCACGGCAAUUUGGGUCAGCCUCCGUCCUCGCGGUGGAGCGUGGCGGAUCGACGCUCGGCCGUGGAGGACCCGCCCCUCGUCUCCAAUCACCCAGCGCCCCUCGGGGCCCCCGUGGCCGGGCCACCUCGCAACGCGGCUCCUCGCCGGGCCCAAUCCCGACCGAGCCACUGUGAGUCGACCCAGUGGCGGCCCAGGCAGGUCCAGG